This is a messenger RNA of Acanthocheilonema viteae, 423 nucleotides long. NCBI's taxonomy places the organism in Eukaryota, Metazoa, Nematoda, Chromadorea, Rhabditida, Onchocercidae. The record is from the annotation of a GenBank genome assembly.
AUGGAUGAAAAUUACGGAACAGCCGAACAGUCAUCAGCUAAAGGACAAGAAGUAAUGGUGAUAAGUACACGAGAUGCUAUACCGAAAGAUGAUCCGAAUGAAAAUGUCAAUCCGGAAGGUGUUUUUAAGCCACGUUGGGGACCACAUCAUAGUGGUGCGAAGAAAUUAGCUGCUCUUUAUAGUCGUGAAAAGCGAUUUCAAGAAAUCAUUUCAACCGGAUUGGGUAUUACGGAAUUGUUCAUUGUUGUAUGUUUAUUGGUAUGGCGAUUUGAAAUAUCUACUCUGCCUUUCGUACUAUUCUUUGGAAUUUUGGGCAUUUUAACAGCUGAUUUUUCAUCCGGUUUGGUGCAUUGGGCUGCUGAUUCCUUCGGCACCGUCGAUACAUUCAUCGGCAAGGUCGUUUUUCUUUUCAAUAAAUUUUAA